This is a messenger RNA of Fusarium oxysporum Fo47, 309 nucleotides long. RefSeq lists its product as uncharacterized. The coding region runs from base 1 to 309 and encodes 102 amino acids. NCBI's taxonomy places the organism in Eukaryota, Fungi, Ascomycota, Sordariomycetes, Hypocreales, Nectriaceae. The transcript has a single exon. The record is from RefSeq and is a predicted model, not a curated record.
AUGAGUGCCCCGGUAGGCACAGCUGGCAAGACCAACAUUUAUUGGUGCACCUCGUGUGAGGCGAGCUUCAUGCGCAAGUAUGACUGGAAGCGCCACGAGGAUGAGUUUCACGAGCGCUGGCGUAAGUACCCUUGUCCUGAGCCUGGAUGUAACCGUAGCUUCUGGGGAUCUAACUCGUUCAACCAACAUCACACGCAGUGCCACGGAUGCAAGACUUGUCCUCACGCCGAGAAGGUGGUCAAGUUUCUUCGAAAGCGCAAGUACUGGGCUUGUGGCUUCUGCUCUGCUCUUCACCCUAGGUACUAUUAA